UCUUCUUGAAGACGGAGAUCGAAUUGGAUUACAGGACGACAACCAGAAGACAUGACCAGGACCCACUACUCUACGGGGAACGCGAAUCCAGCCAUCCUCAGCUUGAUAACUCUGUUGCAUACAUAUCAAUCCUAUUGAAGAUAAUUCCCUGACCACCGCAUACAUGCAUGGGAUCUAGGCUUGGCGGUCGUGCCGCAGCUUAGGCAUCCGUCGCGGCAUGUUUUGUGCCGUGCUGACAACUGUUAUGCAGAAUUCAGGCUUCCAGCAUCAGGUAGGAUUGGUAAUGGACAGGUAUGUGAAUACCAGCAUGGUCUCAACAAAUAAUCGACAACGCAAUUCAAUCCACCCUCCUGUCUGCACCGCAUGGGGGGUGCGCAAUGGAUCGUCGAAAAAAUAGACGGUCUCAAUCCCCAACAGAUGCGAAAGCGAUCAUGGGACCUUGCAAAAAAAAAAAAAAAAAAGAAAAAAAAAAGAAAAGAAACGCGAAGGAAGGGGGAGCCACCGGUCUCCGCUGUCAGAUCUUUAUGAAACCCACUAUAGCAGCAAUCGUUACUCGAUCGGGAGGAUGGUUGAUAGGGAGGCGUGUCCGGUCUCGAAGACUGGAAGGAAGGAAGGAAUUUCUCCUCCGAUAUCCUGCAUACAUACAUAGUAGUAUCGACUGCCCAGUACAGGGAUCGUCCGUCCCUGAGAAAAGCUCAGACUUCCACGUGAACUCCCCCCUUAGCCGGCCCCCCGAGCCUAGACCGUUUCCCCAUCCGUCUCGAGCGGUCAUCGAUGGGGGUUGCCGCCGGCUGACAACUCCCAUUGCCUUUUUCCGGAGUUUCCAGGCGUUCGUGGGUUUGACUUUCGUUCUCUGCCGAGUCGUGUCGGUCUCUCGGGCGAGAGAUACGCUGUGUAGUUCAACCCAAUUUCAGCCGUGAUGAAUGAAACAAUGCAGCUGUCCCGUCCAGACAUGGUUGCUUAUCCUUACGUGGGCGCCCCGGGUGUACCUUGCUGUCCAGCU
Molecule: messenger RNA, 1003 nt
Organism: Aspergillus ibericus CBS 121593
Lineage: Eukaryota; Fungi; Ascomycota; Eurotiomycetes; Eurotiales; Aspergillaceae
Exons: 1
Coding region: 378-920 (180 amino acids)
Source: RefSeq, a predicted model, not a curated record